Messenger RNA from Athalia rosae (coleseed sawfly), 818 nucleotides. Its product is annotated as transmembrane protein 70 homolog, mitochondrial. Gene Ontology annotation, biological process: mitochondrial proton-transporting ATP synthase complex assembly. The transcript is spliced from 3 exons. Gene Ontology annotation, cellular component: mitochondrial membrane. The record is from RefSeq and is a predicted model, not a curated record. Lineage: Eukaryota; Metazoa; Arthropoda; Insecta; Hymenoptera; Athaliidae. Bases 120 to 797 code for a protein of 225 amino acids.
GCGAGAAUCCAUAUAUGUAUCAUUUCUCAUCGAGAUUAAUUGUUUAAACGGACAUUGGUUCAAUUGUAAGUUGUCUAAAAAUAGUGAAAUUGAUAUAAUCCAACAUAGAAAUUAGAAUUAUGUCACUUUUUAUGAAACAUUGCAUAUCCGGCGAAGCUAAGAGAUCGUAUCACGAAAUAAACAAGCUAAAAUACAUCUUUAACGAUGCUUCAAAAUCAUGUGUCGUCGAAAAUAAGAUAUUAUCACCUGUCUUCAGAAGAUUGCAAGGAUUUUCAACGAACGACAACCCACAAUCAAAUAAACCUGAAAUAGAAAUUGAAAAGAUAUAUACUGGACCAUUGGCAAGACAAAUUCGUUCAAUAAAAACGUUUACCCUUCUAUCUUCAACAACGGGAAUAUGUGCGCAACCGGUACUCCUCUCCAAAGUUCAGGAACUAGGUUCCACCGUUGCACUUAUUGGUGUUGGCACAUUCUGGGGGUUUUUUGUAAUCGUAUCUCCGUUAUUGAUUCACACGAUUACAAAACGAUACGUAAUUGAUCUAGACUAUGAUCCUGAGACGAAGAAGUACAUAGCGUACACGUAUAAUUUCUUUAUAAGACGAAAAAAGAUCGAGUUUACACCAGAGGAUGUUAAGACUCCACUAGCUGGAAUAUUCACAACAGCCAUAGUGAAGGGUAAACCAUUGUUCAUGGACCCAAAAAUGUUCAACAAUCUCGAUCACUACUCUAAAAUAAUGGGUUACGACAAACCAAUAGACUUUUCAUUAGAUUCGGAUCAAGAAGAUAAGAAGAAAUAAACUCAAUGCAUUAUUUAUUGA